UGAAACAUUAGCUCGAGUGGAAGCGGAUCGACUUUAGAUUUUCGUUCAGAAUGGCCGACUUACUCAAUGGAACCCUGAUCAUAUCGGAGGAUCCUGUCCGCCUGCCACUCAUCGGAAGUCCAUGGCCAUCGCUGACCAUCGUUUCGCUCUAUCUGCUGUUCGUCUUGAAGUUGGGCAGGAAGUUCAUGGAGAAACGAAAGCCCUACGAUCUCCGUGGAGUCAUCAGGGCAUACAACAUUAUGCAGAUCGUCUACAACGGCGUUGUUCUGAUAGCGGGUCUUCACUUUUUGUUCGUCCUGAGGGCCUACGACCUGCGAUGCAUCACCGGACUGCCCCUGGAUCACGAGCUGAAGAGCCGGGAAAGAUGGUUGACCUACUCGUACUUCUUCAACAAGUUCAUCGAUCUGCUGGAGACUGUGUUCUUUGUGCUGCGCAAGAAGCAUCGCCAGAUAUCCUUCCUGCACGUCUUCCACCACCUGGUGAUGUCCUUCGGCGGUUAUCUGCACAUCACCUUCAACGGCUACGGAGGCACUCUCUUCCCAUUGUGCCUGCUCAAUGUGGCGGUCCAUGUGAUCAUGUACGCCUACUACUACCUGUCCUCCGUCAGCAAGGAUGUGCAGACGAGUCGGUGGAAGAAGUACAUCACCAUUGUCCAGCUGGUGCAGUUCAUCCUGGUGCUAGCGAACUUCAGCUACACCCUCAUGCAGCCCAAUUGCAAUGCCUCGCGAACUGUGAUAUAUAUUGGCAUGUUCGUUUCGACGACCUUCAUCCUGAUGUUUGCCAACUUCUACAUUCACAACUACAUACUUAAUGGUAGCAAACAGAAGCGCGCGUUGAAAACCGAUUGAGGCCGCAAAUCCUUUGAAUGUGACUGUCGCGAUUCCGAGUAACUAAUAAACUAGCAUUGGAGCACUCAGCACCAA
Molecule: messenger RNA, 923 nt
Organism: Drosophila mauritiana
Lineage: Eukaryota; Metazoa; Arthropoda; Insecta; Diptera; Drosophilidae
Product: elongation of very long chain fatty acids protein F
Exons: 2
Coding region: 51-848 (265 amino acids)
Biological process (GO): sphingolipid biosynthetic process; fatty acid elongation, monounsaturated fatty acid; very long-chain fatty acid biosynthetic process
Cellular component (GO): endoplasmic reticulum membrane
Molecular function (GO): fatty acid elongase activity
Source: RefSeq, a predicted model, not a curated record